AAACCCGGUCAUUUGCUCGGAUGGGGGAAGCCUAGGGCAUUGAACCCCGAGCUCGCUCUCUCUCUCUCUCUCUCUCUCUCUCUCUCCCCUUUUAGAUUUUCCUAAAAAUUUUCAGGCAAAAGAAACCUGUUAAUCGUCUCCUCACUCCCUCUCUCUCUCACGCACACACGGAAAAAAAUACCGAUAGCAGGGUAUGAGAAUAACCCGAUCUCCCAAGACCUCAAUUCCUCUCCAAAUUGAAGCUCCAUCAAUGGCGGUUAGCGUCUAGGUUUCGGAAUGCUUGUAUUACUUGCGGAAAACGAAAGUGCCCGCGGAGGAACCCCAAAAAAAGAAGAAGUAUACAUACUAUAUAUAUUCAUCUCUCUCCCUCUCUGUGUCUACUUUUUCCGACUGUGUGCGAGCAAUGAGCAUUUUGAGGGGCAAAGAGAGAAAGAGAGAGAGAGGGGUUUGAAACUCGAGGAAUUGAGCAACAGUAGAGGAAAUUCGGGGUGACAGACUCCGAAGUAGAAGAGCUGAAACAGUCAGAUCUGUAUGUUUUGUUGUGUAAUUUCGUCUGAAGAAGAAACAAUGGGGUCAGCGGAGCUUUAAAGACCGAGGUUAAAAAGCACAGAUCGGUGACUUGCAGCCAAUUAGUACUUCUUCACACAGUAGCUUUUAUCAUAAACCGCCAGCUUGAAUUUGCAGCUGAAAAAGCUAUACAGAUCUAGAUAAGAGAGAGAGAGAGAGAGAAGAGACUAGAAGAGGAGGAUGAGAGAGACUGACUGAGCAAUUUUUGAAAAAAUAACACUGCAAAAAGCUUAAAACGGAGCCUCCCUCCCUCUGACCCCGAACGUGAUAUAUCGAAGCGGAAAAGAAGCUGUGCUGUGUGCCUUUAUGUAUCAAUACAAAAGCCAAACAACUCCCCUGUAUUAUCAUCAUCAUCAAUGCAAAGGACACCCACCCACACCCCUCACAUGCACACAACUCUCUCUCUCUCUCCAAACCCUAAUUUAGAUUCCACCUAGCUAGCUUCCCCCAUCUCUCUCUCUCUAGAAACCCCACCUCUCUCUCUCUCUCUCUCUCUCUCUCUACGAAUGGGAGGAUAAUAAAAGAAAGGAUACGCGGAAAUGGAAUGAAACCGGUAUGGAGGUGGACAAGGUUCAAACUCAGGGAUGCAAGUUUCCGAGGAUCGGCAACAACGGCAGAGGCAGCGAUUGGGGCAACAGAAUAGGGCAAAAGGGGGAAGAGGUGGAACAGUACCCGGACGAUGAGGACGACGGCGGCGGAGAGGUCAAAAUCGGAGGAGGCGGGAGCGAAAUGGGCGGCGUCGGCAGGCUCUCCAUGUGGCCGUCGUCGCGAAUCGUUAGGGUUUCGAGGGCUUCCGGCGGGAAAGACCGUCACAGCAAGGUCUUGACAUCGAAGGGGCUUCGCGACCGCCGCGUACGCCUCUCGGUCACCACCGCCAUCCAGUUUUACGACCUUCAGGACCGGUUGGGGGUCGAUCAGCCCAGCAAGGCCGUGGAGUGGCUUCUUAAGGCCGCGGCGAAGUCCAUCGACGAGCUUGGCCCGAUAAGCGCUUCGUUUCCCGACACCCCUACUAAGCAGCUGAGUGAUGAAAAAAGGCCCAGGUUAAUGGAUUCUGCUGAGGUGGAACUGGAAUGUGAAUUGAAUCCGAAUUAUCAGCAGCAGCAGCAUGGUUCUUUGUCUAAAUCGGCUUGUAGUAGCAAUUCGGAGACCAGUAAGGGAUCUGGGUUAUCUCUAUCACGGUCUGAGAAUCGGGUAAAAGCACGAGAACGGGCAAGGGAGAGGAGGGCGGAGAAAGAGAAGGAGAAAGGGAGUGAAACCACGACUCGGGUUUCCAAUCGUCCUAAUACGAACCACAUUUCCCAGAGCUCUUUCACUGAGCUUCUCACCGGUGGGAUUAACAACGUGAAUAACAGCAACAGCAGCAGCAACAACAACAACGGUAGUCCGAAUGGAUCGGGUCAACAGUUCCAGAAGACGACAAGGCAUUGGUCUUCGGUGACGGCGGCUCCGAUGGAUUACUUUUCCUCGGGGCUUCUCUCUCCGUCCACCUCCCGACAACAUCACUUAUCUGGGUUUUCAGCACAAAUGGGGGGGAACACGCUGCAGCAACAGUCGAUGACCACGAUUUCGCCCUUCAACCAUCACCACCCGGAGAUGCACCAGCACUUCUCCUUCGUCCCAGACCAGAGUGACUACAACCUCAACUUCACGAUCUCUUCCACCGGCCUUGCUCACGCUGGUUUGAACAGGGGGACCCUUCAGUCCAAUUCACAGCCGUCUUCUCUGUUGCCUCACCUCCAGAGGUUAUCAUCUCCUAUUGACGGAUCAAAUGUACCCUUUUUCGCGGCUCAGAAUGCUGCUCCUAUGGAAAACCAUCAUCAUCAUCAGUUCCCAGAUGGUCUUGACGGCCGCUUGCAACUCUGCUACGGCGAUGGCGGCGGCCGGCAAUCGGACCACAAAGGGAAAGGAAAGAGCUAAUUCCUCGAGUUCCAUCCUCAUCCAGGGAUAUACUGAAGAUGAAGUAGCGGCAACGGCAAGCCAUGUCUCCAGAAAUCCCAGUUAUUGUGGUUCUGAAAAUUCGUUUAUGUUUGCUUUAUCCAUUUUAAUUAAACUCGUUUUAGCUCGGGUCUAUGUAUUGUGGUUGUAUUUAUGUAUCUAUGGAUGCGACGGUGUUCAUGCGAAUUUGCUGACGGGAUGGAUUAGUAAUUUGUUUCAAUUUGGUUAUUUUUCUUCUCCUUGUAUCGCGGAAUUGUCCAUUUCCCAUCCCUCACUGUUUAUGCAAAUGGCCUUAUUGUUUUUA
Molecule: messenger RNA, 2806 nt
Organism: Rhododendron vialii
Lineage: Eukaryota; Viridiplantae; Streptophyta; Magnoliopsida; Ericales; Ericaceae
Product: transcription factor TCP2
Exons: 5
Coding region: 1123-2484 (453 amino acids)
Biological process (GO): regulation of secondary shoot formation
Cellular component (GO): nucleus
Molecular function (GO): sequence-specific DNA binding; DNA-binding transcription factor activity
Source: RefSeq, a predicted model, not a curated record